Messenger RNA from Panicum virgatum (switchgrass), 2025 nucleotides. RefSeq lists its product as uncharacterized. NCBI's taxonomy places the organism in Eukaryota, Viridiplantae, Streptophyta, Magnoliopsida, Poales, Poaceae. The transcript has 4 exons. The coding region runs from base 287 to 1723 and encodes 478 amino acids. The record is from RefSeq and is a predicted model, not a curated record.
GGGUUUGUAUUCCGCACCCAUACAUAUCCCCCUGCUGAGGCGCUGACCACCACGCGCCGUCAUAUUACCCGGCGUCUCCCACGCUUCGCAGGUUCGUGCGAUCUCCUCAGUCCGGUAGAAAUCCAAUCCUCAUCCAGGGUUUAUUCCCCGCAGCCACGCUUUCGGAGACAAUCCGCUGCCUGCUUCUCGAUUGGAUCGUAUGAAAGGAGGCGCUCGGAUCUAGCUCGAUUUCUAGCGGUUUCAGGGCAUCCGUCCGUGUCGAUUCGAUUCUCUCUGUUGAUUUGCCAUGGUGAGGAAGCUCAGGCGCAAGGGCGACGCCUCCGCCGCGCCGACGCCCAGGGCCGACGCCCCGGGGUCGGCCAAGUCCGGCAAGCUUAAGAAGAGGGCGGUGAAGUCCGAUCCGAAGAAGCUGAAGGCGGCCGCCGCUGAAUCCGCAGGCACCGCCGACGCGUCUGCUUCGGCGCCGUCACCCGCGCCGAAGCCGGUCGAGGCGAGUCCGGCGGCGGCCUCAGGGGCCGACAAAGGUGGGGUCGCUCCGAGCAAAAGGGAGGGCAGGAACGCGAGUGGGAAGGAGCCGAUGAAGGGGAGAGAGGAGGAGAAGGGGAGGGGGGAAGACAGGAAGACGAGCAGGAAGGAGACGAAUAAUGGGAGGGAAGAGGAGAGGGUGAGGAGGGAAGAGAAGAGGAGGAGGACGACGGGGAAGGAGGAAGAGGAAGAUGAUGAUAAGAGGGGGUUUAUAUUCAUGUGCAGCGCCAGGACGAAGCCGGAGUGCUACCGGAGCGGCGUGUUUGGUCUGCCCAGGGGGAAGAUGGAUGUGGUGGAGAAGAUCCGGCCAGGAGCGAAGCUGUUCUUGUAUGAUUUUGACCUUAAGCUAAUGUACGGGGUGUACAAGGCGGAUACAAGGGGAGGCUUGGAUCUUGUGCGACAUGCAUUCGAGGGGAAAUUCCCUGCACAGGUCAAAUUUAGCGUUGACAUAGAUUGUCUUCCUGUUCCUGAGAGUAGUUUUAGGCACGCCAUUAGAGAAAACUACAAUUCAAAAGGCAGGUUCACCCAAGAGCUCAGCCCUAAACAGGUUCAUAGGCUACUGGCAAUAUUCAAGCCUAUUGGCCUUUCUCAACCAACUCCACAACAUAUUGAAGAAACACGCCAUCCACGUAUCGUUGAAGAUAGGCGAGAAGCGUAUGACUACGAAGAAAGACGAGUAGCACAACAUGUUGAAGAAAGGGGCACACCUGUUCGUGCCCGUGCAUAUCCUCUUGAGGAUCAUUACAAGAUCACAUAUUCAUUACGCCCUCCACUUCUUGAUGAGCCUCAGCAUGUUCCUCCUCAGUAUUAUCACCAAGUGGCUACUAGUUCUUUAAACCAUGAACCUCAUAUGGCUAUUCUUCAUGAAAGAACUGCACCUGAGCCAACUGCUAGGGAUCCAAUUCUUGCAAGAGAUUACGGAGCACUGCCAGGGGAGCUUGCUGCACGCUCUGAACAUGUGGAUGAACUGUACCGUUCUUACAAACUUUCUACACGCGCCAUGGACUUCUAUCAAGGACCAUCAUAUGCGUCGUCUUCUUAUGAUAACCCGGCAAGUCUUUAUGCGGCUUCAUCUUACAAUAACCCGUCAAGUCUUUACGGCGAAAGCCCUCAGAGGCCUGUUGUUACAAGGGUUAGGGGACCGAGUGUGCCUGUGUCCACCCGUUACUCUUUCGUUGGUCCACCAACAUAUAGAUGAUCACCCAAACGCACAGCUCCAUUCAUUCUUGCACCCCUUUGCAAGCCAGGAUAGAACUCGAUGGUAGUAGCUACUGCAAUUUAUCGAUGGCUUUUUAUUUCUUCUGCAAGAUAAAUGUAUGGAACGAUAAGUUGCUGAACAAUAAUGCGAAGCUCCAACUAUGUCUUUGUCGACGUGCAGUGGUCGCAUAGUUCUUGCUGUUGGGGCAUUGUUGUGCAGUCUGCAUACCUGUCUUCUCUGUGAAAACCUGUACCCGGUUAUAUGUCGCCGCAGUCUUGUUGUAUAUCAUUGUCAGUUUGUUA